Molecule: messenger RNA, 2888 nt
Organism: Cyclopterus lumpus (lumpfish)
Lineage: Eukaryota; Metazoa; Chordata; Actinopteri; Perciformes; Cyclopteridae
Gene: fgd4a
Product: FYVE, RhoGEF and PH domain containing 4a
Exons: 18
Coding region: 168-2771 (867 amino acids)
Biological process (GO): filopodium assembly; cytoskeleton organization
Cellular component (GO): cytoplasm
Molecular function (GO): guanyl-nucleotide exchange factor activity; metal ion binding
Source: RefSeq, a predicted model, not a curated record
CUUCAGCGGUAGAGUGUCGUAGGUCUCAGCAGAACGUCCUGUCAGGAGGUCUCCUCUGCGUUUUGGUUCACGGGGGGGGAGGAAGGAAGGGGUCGUCGUCUGUCCAGACAACUCACUUUCUCAAUCUACUGUCUCCGCUGGGUUCUGUCCACCGGCUCGGACACAGCAUGGACUGCAUGGCCGCUGGUUACAAACACGCUGCCUUGGAGAAGAAAAGCGAAGCUGACUGUUUCCAGUCCCGGACCGCUGAUGAGACCUGCGUGGCGGUGAAAAUUGAACCCUCCAGAGCUCUGGGCAGUAGCCCGGAGUGCGAGCACAGCAACCCGCCCAGUGUGCACGCGUGUCUGAGUCGAGCGAGCGGUGGGACGACUGACAGGAGCGGCAAAGGGGUCAAUGGAAGAUGCUCGUUCGGCAGGCCCCGGCUGCUUUCUAAACCAAAAGUGCCUCAUAAGCCGCUACAUCUCCAGAGCCCGGUGACGAAUGUCAAGUCCCCGCUGGCCCACAUCCAGAAAGCACCACUAAAACCGGGCAUGGAGGAGAGAGGAGGAGGAGGAGGAGGAGGAGGAGGAGGAGGAGGAGGGAGAGGAGCUGUGAAACGAGAGAAAGUCAGGGAGAUACACUCCAAAGUCUCAGACCUCAUCCACCGCUUUGAGGAGAACAGCAGCAGCGAGAGCAAGAGAGACGGCUCGCCGCUCAAACACAUCAGCAAGCCGUCCAUCGGCAGCCCGGCUCACCGCGCCCGCCACAGGCAGACGGAGACCGCCGGCACUCAGGAGAACCACUCGUCCGCACCCACCUCGCCGCAGGAUGCCGACAAACCGCCGACUAACGGAACGCUAGUUCAGAUGGAGCGGGACGAGGAAGAGGGCAAGGUGGAUAACCUCGAGGAGAGGACCAAUGACAGUGUGAGGGUAGAGACUGAUGGGCUGGUAAAUGGUGAUACAGAACAGACUGGAGAUCAUUCACCUCCACAAACAGACCGGACUGCUACAGAAAGCCCCACUGAGAAGGAGGACAGUGGGACUAAAAUAGAAAGUGAGCAUGGGAACGAAGAAGGGAGCCCCGACCAGAAGGAGACAAAUGAACAGAAGCUGUUCAAGAUCGCCAGUGAGCUGUUGCACACAGAGAAGGCCUACGUAGCACGGCUUAACCUGCUGGACCAGGUAUUCUGUGCCAAGCUCAUGGAGGAGGCAAAUAAAGGGACGUUCCCUGUGGACGUAGUGAAGAACAUCUUCUCCAACAUCAGCUCCAUCAACGCCUUCCACAGCCAGUUUCUGCUUCCGGAUCUGGAGAAGCGCAUGGGAGAAUGGGAGUCCACUCCUCGCAUCGGAGACAUCCUGCAGAAACUCACACCCUUCCUCAAGAUGUACGCAGAGUACGUGAGGAAUUUCGACAACGCCAUGGAGCUGCUGAAACAGUGGACUGACCGGUCGCCUCAAUUCAAGGCCACCAUUCAGGAGAUACAGAGUCAAGAGGCUUGUGGCUGCCUGACGCUCCAGCACCACAUGUUGGAGCCCGUGCAGAGAGUCCCUCGCUAUGAGAUGCUGCUUAAAGACUAUCUGAAGAAGCUGCCUCAGGACGACCCUGACCGACAAAAUUCAGAGAAAUCGUUAGAAAUUAUCGCCACAGCAGCUACCCACUCCAACAGCGCCCUUCGGAAAUCUGAGAAUCUGAAGAAGCUGAUGGAAAUAUACGAGAUGCUGGGUGAGGAGGAAGACAUUGUCAACCCCUCUAACGAGUUCAUCAAGGAGGGCCACAUCCUGAAGCUGGCGGCCAGGAACACCUCAGCCAUGGAGCGAUACCUCUUCCUGUUCAACAACAUGCUGCUGUACUGCGUGCCCAAAUUCAGUCUGGGAGGAACGAAGUACACGGUGAGGACGCGGAUUGGCAUCGACGGCAUGAAGGUCCUGGAAACGACCAACGAGGACUACCCUCACACCUUCCAAGUGUCCGGGAAGGAGAGGACGCUGGAGCUACAGGCCAGCUCGGAGCAGAACAAGGCCGACUGGAUUAAGGCUUUCCGGAAGACCAUUGAGAUCUUCCAGCAGAAAAACGAGUCGUUCAAGAACGCAUUGAAAGACGUGGAGGAAGUGUCGAAUGCAGAGCUGGGGAAGCGCGCCCCUCGCUGGAUCCGCGACAAUGAAGUGACAAUGUGUAUGAAGUGCAAGGAGUCUUUCAACGCUCUGACACGGCGGAGGCACCACUGCAGAGCCUGCGGCUAUGUGGUGUGCUGGAAAUGUUCAGACAAUAAGGUUGCGCUUGAAUAUGAUGGCAACAAGAUGAACAAAGUCUGCAGAGACUGCUUGUCCAUCCUGUCUGGAGAAACGAGAGCCGAGGGCAAGAAGAAGGGCAUCCUGGAGAUCGAGGCGGCUCAGUUCACAGACAGCAGCAUCAUGUGCGGCUUCCUGCAGUACUGUGAGAAGACCAAACCUUGGCAGAAGGUGUGGUGCGUCAUCCCCGAGAAGGAGUGCCUGGUGCUCUAUCUGUACGGCGCUCCGCAGGACGUCAAGGCCCAGUGCACUAUCCCCCUGCUGGGCUACUCUGUGGAUGACAGCGCUCGGCCCACAGACCCCCCCGCCUGCUUCCGCCUCUCCCAGUCCAAGUCCAUCCACAACUUUGCUGCUGAUACUGAGGAGCUCAAGCAGCGCUGGCUGAAAGUGAUUCGAGUGGCGGUGACGGGAGAGGUGCCCGGAUACCCUCUGACCAACGGGGGCAAUGCCAACACGAUGGACAACAACAACACACAAGAAGCGGGUACCGAUACCUCAUAAGGGAGUUCUUACGACAGGCCAAACGAACGGCUGUUGGAUUGCUCGAGAUAGACGUGCAGACGUGUACUGCGCGCACACAAUUCAAAUGCACACUCUCUAUGCUGUCCUUGAACCACA